Messenger RNA from Punica granatum (pomegranate), 1218 nucleotides. NCBI's taxonomy places the organism in Eukaryota, Viridiplantae, Streptophyta, Magnoliopsida, Myrtales, Lythraceae. The record is from RefSeq and is a predicted model, not a curated record.
GACAGAUCCAAGCCAACUCCUUCUCCUCCUCCUCCUCCUCCUUCCCGACGACGAGCCUUUCACGCAGAGAACUCCUCCGCCUGUAUUCUUCCCCUACAAGAGGCAAUAAGCUCGUCGGCCAAAUCCCAGCGUGCAGAAGGAGCCCGAGAUAUCCACGCACUUACUGAUCUCCCACCGGCCAUGGAGUCUCUAUCCCCAGUCUCCUCCUCCUCCUCCAUCGUCCUUCCUCCGAGCAAUCCUCCUCUCCAUCUUCCUCGCCCUCGAGUGUCCCUCUCUACUUCGGCCAUGCACAGCAGCUUCAUCCCUCGGCUGGCCUCUUCUCUCUUCAGCGUGCCGCUCGCUCCGGAUUCUCCUAGGAAGAGGCUGCCGGAAGUCUGCUGUAAAUCUAGCCGCAGAAGUGUCGGAGGCGAGGAAGACGACGGGAGGGAGGAGGAGGAGGAAGAGGAGGUGGAGAGGGCGCUGCACCUGGACGGGAGCAUCCCAGGGACCUCCGACGAGUUCGUGAAGAGAGUUUCCUCCCGUGCUUAUGACAUGCGGAGGCACCUCGAGCAGUCCUUUGACAGCAGCAGCUACGACGUAUUGGAGGCCAAUCCAUGGCGAGAUUCUUCGAAACCAGUAUACGUGUUGACUCAUGGGCAGAACCAACUGUGCACGAUGAAAACUCGAAGAAAUCGGAGUGAAGUGGAGAGAGAGCUUGGGAUGCUGUUCUCCAAAGCCAGGAAAUGGAGUUCUGGUACUGGAAACCAGAAUAAACAGUCGAGAAGUGGGACCAAAUUCCAGAUGCUUGUUGAGGAUAUCAGGGAGGGGGUUCUUGUUUUUGAAGAUGAGAACGAAGCCGCUAAAUAUUGUGACUUGCUGCAAGGAGGAGGUCAGGGCUGUGAAGGUGUCGCAGAGAUUGAAGCCUCAUCAGUCUUCGAUCUUUGCAGUAAGAUGAGGGCUCUUGCGGUUCUGUUUCGUAGGGGUAGGACACCGCCUCUACCUCAAAGCCUCGAGCUUAACCUCAGAGCCAAGAAGCGGUCGCUUGAAGAUUGAAGCUCUUUAAGGGAGUUGAGGAAUAUUGAUAACUUAUACGGUAACAUGAAUUUGUAUAUGUUGUAUAGUAUACACAUGCCGACCCACAGUUAUAAUCAUUAUAUAGGUAUAUAUCCACGCACAGUCCGUCCUCCUGUUCUCUUCAAUUUUUUUUUAACUGGUGCAGUAAAUGAAUAGCUAACUUUA